Messenger RNA from Clonostachys solani, 1050 nucleotides. The record is from the annotation of a GenBank genome assembly. Lineage: Eukaryota; Fungi; Ascomycota; Sordariomycetes; Hypocreales; Bionectriaceae.
AUGCCAGUUGCGCUCACUGCCAUUCCAGCCAACAUGAUCAGCCACGAGAUUUCUCUACCUCCCUUCCCAGAUGACGUGCCCACCGUACCAAUCGCGCGCAUUUCAUACGCAAAGCUCGCAUCAUCCGACAAAGAUGAGAUGGACAAGACAUUGAAAGCAGUCCAAACAGAUGGCUUUUUUUACCUAGACUUAAUGGAUCACUCUCUUGGGCGAGUGCUUCUUGAGGAGGCUGAAAAUGUUGUGAAUUUUUCCAAAGAAGCAUUUGAUUCGGAGCUUGACGAAAAAAUGCAAUUCCGUGCAGAGAAGGGCAAAUCAAUGUUUGGCUAUAAACCAGCAGGGACGGUCAAGAAAACAGAUAAAGAUCUGCGUCCUGACACUACCGAGUUCUUUAACAUAGCCAAGGACCAUUUGUUGGGCAACUCGGAGUCCAGAACCUAUCCUCCCCAGCUUAUGCAGCACAAGGAAGAGCUCCAAACCUUCACGAGAGAUUCGCAUGCUCUGGGUAUUCUUGUGCUUCAGGUCCUAGCUGAGCAGCUCGACCUUCCAUCCGAGGUGUUUGCUGACAAGAACAAGAUUGACUCUCUCUCUGGAGAUCAUAUCCGCGUUACCAAAAAGCCUCCCCAUGAUCCAUCACAGACCAAUGUGAUUGGUCUCCCCUCCCACACCGAUUUUGGCAGUGUCACCGUCUUGUUCAACUGGCUCGGCGGCCUCCAGAUUCAAAGCCACGAUCCAGAGCGUCAAGGGGAGUGGGCUUACGUCAAGCCUCUACCAGGUCACGCCAUCAUCAAUCUUGGUGAUGCCAUGGUCAAGUUCAGUAAUGGGCACUUGAAAUCAGCAAAGCACCGCGUCGUGCCAGCGCCUGGAGCCCAAGCUAAGGUGGACCGUUAUAGCUUGGUUUAUUUCCUUCGACCGGCUGAUGACGUGCUGAUGCAGCCUGUUGAAAAGUACCGCAACGAACCCGUCGUAUCUGUUGGUGGCAAGGUUGGCGAGGAGAAGGUCUAUACUGCUGGUGAAUGGAUGGUUCGCAGGAUGCAGCACAUGUCAAAGUGA